This is a messenger RNA of Neltuma alba, 1439 nucleotides long. Its product is annotated as zinc finger protein 4-like. Gene Ontology annotation, biological process: negative regulation of abscisic acid-activated signaling pathway. The transcript has 2 exons. The record is from RefSeq and is a predicted model, not a curated record. NCBI's taxonomy places the organism in Eukaryota, Viridiplantae, Streptophyta, Magnoliopsida, Fabales, Fabaceae. Bases 358 to 1173 code for a protein of 271 amino acids.
UGUCUCUCUCACUUUCUCUCUCCCCAUUUACUCUUUCUCCAUGUUUGAACCUUUUUCAGUUAACUAAAAAAUGAAAAAGGAAUCUCCUCUCAUCUUACCCUCUAUUAAUGUUCCGGAAACAUAGAAAACUCAAACCUGUUUUGUCUUUUGAUAAUUAGCCAUACAAGCAACACUGCAAGUAGAUGUCUCCAAUUUCAAAGCAGUUUUCAGGUGAUUUUCGAAAGCAAGCCACUUCCAACUGAUCUUCAAACUUGAAAGGAUAUGACUAAGUAAUUCUUCAGCUUCAAGCUCUUAAUCUGAUGGUUGAUUGCUGCAUUUGCUUUACUUAUCACCGUGCAAUUUAAGCAUAGCCAAGUCAUGAGACCUAACUUGGAUCUUGAAGUGGAGGCUUCUGCGGAAAAUGAAUCUGAAAUUAGCAGCCAGGUUGCAUCCAACAUAUUCAUUCAUGAAAUAUCUGCAGGUCCUUCUAGUGACAGCCUCCACAACGCGUCAGACAACACAAACACCAUAGUAUUUCAACUAAGUAAUUCAGAUCCUCUUUCACUUGACUUAACUCUUAGCUCUAAUAACAGCGCGCUAGGCCCUGCUAGAGACUCCAUAGGACUCUCAUUCUCAAGCACCAGUGAGAGCAGUAAUGAACCUGCGUCUCAAACCACAUCAGCCACCAUCCAAAGAGUCUUCUCUUGCAACUACUGUCAGCGCAAGUUCUUCAGCUCACAGGCUCUCGGUGGCCACCAGAAUGCACACAAGAGGGAAAGAACACUAGCAAAGAGAGCUAUGAGAAUGGGGUUUUUCUCUGAGAAGUAUGCAAGUUUAGCAUCCCUCCCUCUUCAUGGCUCUUUCAGGUCGUUAGGAAUAAAAGCACACUCCUCACUCCACCAUGGCUUUUCACCAUCAAUGAUGAGGCCUUACGAGAUUAAAAGCAAUGCAAGAUUCGAUCAAGGGCAUGUUGGGAUGCCAAUGUUCAUGGAGGAUGAUGAGGCAGAACUGCUAUGGCCUGGUAGUUUCCGGCAGGUUGGAGAGGCAAGUGAUAAUGAUAAUACUCAUCAUCACCAACAUCAUCAUCAGAAGUUUGUGGUCACUGGAAGUUCAAAUUUGAGUUUUGCAGAAGUGAAUCCGGAAGUACACCUUGAGCAAGAGGACUCAACACCAGAUUUAACAUUGAAACUAUGAAGGAGUUGGCUUAUCAACUUAAUUUACAUAUUUUUGUACAGUAAGACUUGGAUGCAGUGGCAAGAUUGCCAGAUUGAUUUUUAACACUGUUUGGGCUUUUCUUUUUCUUUUUCUUUUUCUCCAUCAGUUUUUUUUUUUUCCUGCCUUCCUCCUAGGAAUUUCUGCUUUGGUGUUUCACUCCUUGUUUCUCCUUGUAUAAGAGCUCUGAGAUGACACUUUGAGAGCUUAUGUGCUUGUUAUAUAAAUCAUGCUUUUGUUUACUGUAA